AUGGGUGAUGCUUCGAUUCCAGUGAGCGCCAACAUGACAGCGGCAGGGUAUGCCGCAAGCAUUCUUUCCCAGUUAACUCUGGAGGAAAAGGUAAAGCUCCUGGCUGGUGCUGAUAUGUGGCGCACCAAUGCAAUUCCCCGCGUUGGUAUACCACAGAUGAAGACGUCGGACGGGCCAGUUGGUGUACGUGGUGGGCAGUUCACCGACGGAGUGACUGCAGCAUCAUUACCAUCAGGAGUCUCAUUAGCAAGCACAUGGGACCCCACGCUAAUUGAUGAGAUGAGCACGAUUCUCAUUACUGAGUGCCGCAGCAAGAGCAUUGACGUCCUGCUUGGACCCACCGUGUGUACUCCGAGAACUCCCCUUGGCGGUCGAAAUUUCGAAGCAUACAGUGAGGACCCCUUUCUAAGCGGCAAGCUAGCAGCGCGAUACAUCAAGAAGAUUCAAGAAGCGGGGAUUGCAACAUGCAUCAAGCACUUUGCAGCAAACGACCAGGAGCACCGUCGAUUCUUCGUUGAUGCGACAAUCUCCGAGCGCGCGCUUCGCGAAAUCCAUACUCAGCCUUUUGAGAUUGCCGUUCGGGAGAGUAACCCCUGGUCGAUGAUGACAGCGUAUAACAAGGUCAAUGGAUCGUAUGCUUCGGCUAACAAGCAUCUUCUGCGCGAUAUUCUGAGAGAGGAGUGGAGAUGGGAUGGUGUUGCGAUGAGUGACUGGUUUGGAACAAAUACUGUUGUUCCUUCGGUAGAAUAUGGGUAA
This is a messenger RNA of Aspergillus calidoustus, 756 nucleotides long. The record is from the annotation of a GenBank genome assembly. NCBI's taxonomy places the organism in Eukaryota, Fungi, Ascomycota, Eurotiomycetes, Eurotiales, Aspergillaceae.